Molecule: messenger RNA, 693 nt
Organism: Cercopithifilaria johnstoni
Lineage: Eukaryota; Metazoa; Nematoda; Chromadorea; Rhabditida; Onchocercidae
Source: the annotation of a GenBank genome assembly
AUGACAUCAAGUACUAGUGGUCGUGCGGAUGUGGCGGAUAAUGAUGUCAAAUUAGGGCGAAGUGGCGAACACACCGUAAUUACUGAGAAACAACCGAGCAGAAAAAGAAAUAAUACUAAGCGUGGUGGUGUAAAGAGACGAAUGUCCUCAUUGGCGUAUCAUCAGCAACAAUACAUGUUAAUGCGUGGAGGUCAUCCAGGUGGAAGGCCGCUACAUCCUACUGGAACGAAUACUGCACAAAGAGUGAUUCCUAUUCGAUAUCCUAACGCAUCCGGACCUCCCCAUCUUUUCCCACCACAAAAAUUUGGUUUUUUCAAUGAAGCGGCACCAUCGAUACAUCCUGGCCAUCCAGGGUCGGAGAAACGCAUUUGCGAAGGCCCACCGAAGCCGCAUUUGAUGAUGGAAGAACACGGAAGGACUCGGCAAAAGUCAGUACCGAAACCACCGAAAUUGUUGUUCACUUCAGGACGUGGUGAUACUGUACAAAAUGAUAGGCCAGUUAUCGGGCCAACGCUAGAAGUAAGAAAUAAAUCAACUGGCCUGAACGAACAACAAGCUGGAAUGAACGAAUUGUUUGCGAAAAUGAUUUGGAAAAAGUUAGAUAUGAUUCAAAGUCCAAUGCGUCUGAAUCGUUUACACACGGAAAUUAUGAAUUUAUUGCAACAGGCAAUCGCUGAAGAAACAGGCAAGUAG